Molecule: messenger RNA, 477 nt
Organism: Suillus bovinus
Lineage: Eukaryota; Fungi; Basidiomycota; Agaricomycetes; Boletales; Suillaceae
Exons: 5
Coding region: 1-477 (158 amino acids)
Source: RefSeq, a predicted model, not a curated record
AUGUCCGAGUCCAAGUCGUGCUUCAAGUUGGUCCCACUAGUAGUACUGGUUCUCCAAGUCAGGCUGCCAGUGGUACUAGUACUAGUAGUACUGACUCGGACAGGUCGUGCUCGGAGCUCCUGGAUCCUAUUACAGGAGAGUGUUGAAGUCAUUGCGGCCACCUCUCGUUCAAGUUUGGAAGUUAAGGAAAAUGAAGGAGCUGCCACUGUCACAACUCCGAGUCCAAGUCUGACUUGGUGGAGGAUGAGAGAUGAUCAGAAAAAUGAUAUGGUGGAAAGUCGCCAAGUCAUACAAGCUCAGCUUGAAGCCUCUCGUACAGCAGCUGGUACUACUAGUACCUGUCAGAUUCGCAAGAGGAAGAGGAUUGACAGUGUCGAUGCCAACUUGAAGCCGCUGUAUUAUUGUGAUGCUGAAAAGCAGAACAUAUUGCUAUCUCCCAGUCUAUCAAGCCAUCCGCAGGGAGAAAAUGAGCACUGA